AAACCACAAUUCCCAGGAUGCACUUGGAAUUGCUGUGGCUGCUGAACGGGGGAAGGGAAGCUGAGAUUGGAGGGGGAAACAAUCAGAAACUCAGAUACUUUGGGCCUCCUGCUUUGGAGUUGGGCCAAACAAGAACUUUUCUCAAUGCCCCCCAUUGAGGUUUUUUGUUUUGGCUUCUUUGCUGCAGCCGAGCUUAAACAGUAACCCAGCUUAAGACAAAUUGAAUUUGUUCUGGUCGCCAGAAUCAUGAAGAUUCUUGGACGGGGAGAGCCCAGGCUUGAAAAACAGCAACAUCAUGCAGCUUCUGUUUGCUUGUGGUGGGGCUGAGCUGUGGAGAAGAGGAAGGGUUUCAUGACACUACACUGCGACUCUGAUUUUGAGAGGAUCUUGUUAACUUUCAUACACAAAUUCCUACACAAUCAAGGUGUGUAAAGAUCCCCAACCUUGGUUGCUUAAAAGAAAACAACAAGAUGAUCCGGACACAUGGAUCUCAGUGACGUUUCUGUGAAAUCGGGUUGUUGACAUGAAGAUCUCUGCGCAUGUGAGAAGAAAAUGAGAAAAGCAUAGAGACUUUCGCUCCCUACAGGUGUGCACUACAGAAACCAUGCUGGCCUUUGCCGUGGCUCCCCAGCUCAUAUCCUUUCAUGACUUCAAAAGCCUUUAGAGGCCACUGUCAGGAUCAUCAUCAACAUUCAACAGGAUUACGUGCAAUGGAAGAAAACGCUGAUGUCUCAUCUCACACAGAGGGUCUAAAUGUUUUGCCACGUGAGCAUAAACCAAUGGAGAUCACCAAUGGACAUUCCACCUAUAAGCCUGUCAUUAAUGGAGUGGUGAUAGGUCACAAUGGAAAAGACCACACUAAUGGCAGCGCAUCAUUCAGAUCUCUGCCGAUUUCAGCGCUAAAGCAAAAUGGCCUUCUGCAGAGCCUGGCAGCUGGUGGAAAUAAGGCCAGUCCCACAGAGGAUGCGGAGGAUGCAGAGUUGGAAAAGGCCAAGCAGGAGUGGGAGACUCUAGAUAACAUCCAACCAGCUCUAAGCGAGGACUCAAACCCAACCCCACUCAUCUCCUUCAAUGAAGCUCUGCAGUACUUCCAGACCACAGACCUCGGAGACCUGCUGAAAAACAUCCAGCCAACUAUUCGCAGGACCGGUCUGGCUGCGAUUGCACAUUUCCUGUUUGGUCCACCGCGGCUGCACAGGGAGCUCCUGGAGGAGAGGGAUCUCGUCUUUGCCAUUGCCCAGUGUCCCAUUGAUAACAGCCAAACGGUCCACAUGCGUGUCCUGCAGACCAUCAAUAAAAGGCUGAUUGGAACCAGGCUGGACUGUCCUCGCUACGGUUCGCACUGGGAAAACAUCGGCUUUCAGGGUACAGACCCAGCCACUGAUCUACGUGGAACCGGAUUUCUUGGACUGAUGCACACUCUCUACUUUGUGAUGGACCCAGAAACUCUCCCUUUGGCGAGAGAUAUCUACAAGCUGUCACAGCAUCCUACACAGAACUUCCCAUUCUGUGUGAUGUCAAUCAACAUGACCCACAUUGCUUUGCAAGCUCUGAGAGAGGAGGCCCUGUCCAAGGAGUGCAAUCGUCGUCAACAAGUGGUCGGGGUGCUGAAUGAGUUUUAUGUCGCGGCAUUUCUCCACGUGUACCAGCUGUGGAAGACCCAACAGAAGACAAUAGCUGACUCUGGCUUUGUGCUGAAAGAAGUGGAGCUGUUUGCCAAAAAGAACCCCAAGCAGAUGCUGCGCCGACUAGAGGUCUUCCUGAAAGAGAGGCAGGCAGGUGGAGUCCCACGUGGGACAUCGCCAGACCCUCAGGGCCAACAGCCCUCUCCCAGCUUGGGGGAGAGAGGGGCUAAAGCUGGGGCGGGGCAGGGAAGCAGGGCAGAGGAGUUGCACUUCACAGGAGUGUGUGAUCUCCCGCCGGACAUGGAGGGAGAGGCCAGACUUAUCUGAAUUAGAGUCUGUGUGUGAGAGUGAGUGAGCUGUCCACCCCAUGAAGAGAUAAAUCUAAUAAUCUAUGUGUGAAUGACUUAGUCAAAGCUAAAACCGCUCAGCAGGCGCUGAUCUGAAGUCUGCUAUCUGGAUCUUCUUCCUACAAUGCUGAGGUGCUGCACUUUGAUCAGAUUAAAGGAAUAUUAAUGUUUUGGGUGUACUAUUCCUUUAAGAUUAGUGUUUUUUCAGUUAUGUAUGAUUUAUGAUUAUUUAAUAUAUCCUUUAAACUUGGGACAAAAGAUCUAAAUAAAAUGAGAGUUAAAGUAUAUGUAGGUAUUUUAAUGUAAGAUGUCAUUAAAGCAAAGGAAGUGAAUAAUUGCACUUUUCUCUAGUUGUCGUAGCCAAAAUAACAGCUGCCAAAUUCCUAUUGUUAAACUCGUCUAGACGUCCAAAAUGUACACGCUCAUGUCUCAAGGGUUUCUCAGUGAAUCAAGGAGCUUCUGUUUUUGCAUUAGAAAUGAUGCAACGAGUUUAAGGCCAUCCGCUUCGGUUUGUUCCUGUGCUGAGUGAGAGGAUAGGAAAAACCCAGAGAGGGUUUAGAGUUCUUUCAUCAGGGAUCAGAAAUGGCUUAUUGACCUUGAUUUUUCUUAUUUUUGUAAGAAACUUUAUACAGUAGGAUUUGAAUGCGGCUUGAUUUGAAGGUGGGUAUAUUUUUGGGUUUAAUAUAAAACGGUGACUGGAACGUGAAGGGACGUUUAGUCCAGGUGAUAAGAGAUUAACUAGGAAACCUUAAAUCUUAUUUUUUAAAGAUGACCAUUUUAACCUUUACGAGUAGGACGCUCGUCCAUUUGCUUCUGAUUUCUCUGCUGUGUAUGAAGGCACUUCAGACAGAUGGUUAGGUAAACAUGAUCUCUUAUCAAAACAUGAGUUUUCUCCUUUCAUGAUUUGUUGCAGCUGCUGGAAAGAUGCCUGAUUUAUGUGCGUUAGGCAUGGGCCGGCAUGAGAUCGUCAUACGAUUAGCUUCAGAAAAACACCACAAAUAUAUCAUUUGUAACCAAAAACUUCAAACAAAAAUAAAUGUUAGGCUCCAUAUAUUUUUUUUUUUUGACAAAUAAAAAUCAGUUUAUCUAACUUAAAACAGGACUACCUUAGUAAUACUGUCUAGCAGAGGUGGGUAGUUUCUACUUGUAUGUACUCAGUAAUUUACUGCAGUAAAUAUACCCACAUUUUAAGGUUUAACGGAAGUAAUUUUAUCCUUUUUUUUGUCCUAUUUUUUAGUUUUUUGGCUACUUUACCUAUCACUACUUCACUUCACUAAGAGAAGAAGAAGCUGGUUCCACACAAAAAAAGCACCUAGCACAAAGAGUUAGCCUAAUAUUAAUUAGCAUUCUUGUUUCUACUCAUUGUUUUAAUUACCUUCCGUAAAUGUUUAUUUCCUGAGGUUGUUUUUUUUAAGUUUUGUUAUUAUUAUUUAUUUAUUUUUAUUUUUUUCACAAAACAUAAAAAAAGAAUAAUGUUUCACUAAAAAAGAAAAUGUGAUGGACAACUGCCGAAAAAACCCUCAAGGGGCUUAAUGAGUGGCAGUCUCCAUAAAAACAAAUAUAUUUCACCAUUUCAGACAUCUAUAUGAUAUUGUGUAAAAAACAAAAACAUGAUGUGGAAUUUUUUUUUUUAAUCCUAGAUAUAUAAUUUUGAAACUGUUAUUUAUUCAUAUUUUAUUUUUAGUCUUUUAAUGUACCAGAAGCUGUUCAGAACUUUAUAUAUUUUCAUGUUUUUUGAAUCUAAAUAUAAAUUCUAUGGUUACUCCAUAAUUAAGUAUCCUUUUUACCAAAUACCUUUUUACUCUUACUAGAGUCAUUUCUUAGAUGGAAGUAGUGCUUCUCUUACUCGAGUACAACUUCUGGGUUCUCUACCCACCUCUGCUGUCAAGUGGCGCUCUCUUUCUCUUUUUUUCUGCACCAUCGUUCUGUUUUUGAAUAUAUUUAUUUAUCCUUGAAAAGAAAAUAUGUGCAAGCAGUCCUCC
Molecule: messenger RNA, 3954 nt
Organism: Cyprinodon variegatus (sheepshead minnow)
Lineage: Eukaryota; Metazoa; Chordata; Actinopteri; Cyprinodontiformes; Cyprinodontidae
Gene: elmod3
Product: ELMO/CED-12 domain containing 3
Exons: 13
Coding region: 645-1952 (435 amino acids)
Source: RefSeq, a predicted model, not a curated record